AUGAGCACCCGCGCGGCAGGAUCCGUCCUCCUCCGCCAACUGGGGCCGCGCGUCUUCGGCCCUGUUUCCUCCUCUCCGGCGACGAUGAGCCCUGUUUCCUCCUCUCCGCCGAGGCCACCGCUGGCCCUGGCCGGCGGCGGGGAACGGGGCGGGACGGCCGUGUGGGUGCGGCUGCUGUCCACCUCCGCCGCCGAGGCGAAGGAGGAGGCGGCGGCGUCCAAGGGGAACGCAGGAAGCACCGCGGCGGCGAAGGCGGAGGCGGCGGAGGCCGCUAAGGAGGGUGACGGAAAGAGAGACAAAGUGGUGAGCAGCUACUGGGGCAUCGCACCGUCGAAGCUGAUGAGCAAGGACGGCGUCGAGUGGAGGUGGUCUUGCUUCAGGCCAUGGGAAACGUACAAGCCGGACACCUCGAUAGAUCUCACCAGGCACCAUGAACCCAAGGUGCUGUUCGACAAGAUCGCCGCCUACUGGACCGUCAAAUUGCUGCGCGUGCCCACCGACAUAUUCUUCCAGAGGAGGUACGGUUGCCGCGCCAUGAUGCUGGAAACGGUGGCGGCGGUGCCGGGGAUGGUGGGCGGCAUGCUGCUGCACCUGCGCUCGCUCCGCCGCUUCGAGCACAGCGGCGGCUGGAUCCGGGCGCUGCUGGAAGAGGCGGAGAACGAGCGCAUGCACCUCAUGACCUUCAUGGAGGUGGCCAAGCCCAAGUGGUACGAGCGCGCGCUCGUCCUCGCCGUGCAGGGCGUCUUCUUCAACGCCUACUUCCUCGGCUACCUCAUCUCCCCCAAGUUCGCGCACCGUGUCGUCGGCUACCUCGAGGAGGAGGCCAUCCACUCCUACACCGAGUACCUCAAGGACCUCGAGGCCGGCAAGAUCGAGAACGUCCCCGCGCCGGCCAUUGCCAUCGACUACUGGCAGCUCCCAGCUGAUGCGACGCUCAAGGAUGUGGUUAUCGUGGUGCGCUCCGACGAGGCGCACCACCGCGACGUCAAUCACUUUGCGUCGGACAUUCAUUUCCAGGGUAUGCAGCUCAAGGAGACACCUGCGCCGCUUGAAUACCAUUGA
This is a messenger RNA of Miscanthus lutarioriparius, 1062 nucleotides long. NCBI's taxonomy places the organism in Eukaryota, Viridiplantae, Streptophyta, Magnoliopsida, Poales, Poaceae. The record is from the annotation of a GenBank genome assembly.